Aspergillus nidulans FGSC A4 is the source of this 1557-nucleotide messenger RNA. Its product is annotated as WD40 repeat domain-containing protein. NCBI's taxonomy places the organism in Eukaryota, Fungi, Ascomycota, Eurotiomycetes, Eurotiales, Aspergillaceae. The transcript is spliced from 3 exons. Gene Ontology annotation, cellular component: nucleolus. Gene Ontology annotation, biological process: ribosomal large subunit assembly; protein-RNA complex remodeling. The coding region runs from base 1 to 1557 and encodes 518 amino acids. The record is from RefSeq and is a predicted model, not a curated record.
AUGGCUACACUUCUCCCUCCCCCAAGUAAACGUCAGAAGACGGAGACUGCCGAGAAGGCGCGUCUGCAGCAGGAGAUUCAGGGCAUACCUGACGACUUGGGAAGCGUGCGAGUGCAGUUCUUUGACCAAGCGACCGGUUCAGCUACAGGCCCGGCGGUGUCUGUCCCAGUGGCCGAUGCGACAGUAAAAAAUCUUGAGACUCUUUUGAACACAUUACAAGGAAAUGAAGAGGAUGAACGAGUACCAUACCGAUUUACUUUCCAGUCCGAUGACAAGGACAGCAAGGACAGCCAGACAAUUGAUAUCCUAGCAGACAUAUACCACUCCCUUUUGAAACCUGGGGUGAAAACAACCGAAGAUACCAUUCAACUUUACUUUACUCCACAAGCUAUUUUCCGGGUAAAGGCCGUUUCACGGUGCUCCGCCUCCAUCGCCGGACACGGGGAGGCUAUCCUCGCUACAUCGUUCUCACCCGUUUCUUCUUCUACAAUGGUUUCCGGCAGCGGAGACUCGACGGCGCGCAUAUGGGACUGCGACACAGGAACACCAUUGCACACUCUUAAGGGACACACGAGCUGGGUGCUAGCCGUCAGCUACUCGCCGAACGGAGCAAUGAUCGCAACAGGAAGCAUGGACAACACAGUACGGAUAUGGGAUGCAAAGAAGGGUCAAGCGCUGGGGGCACCAUUGAAAGGGCACGUAAAGUGGAUCACCAGUCUAGCCUGGGAACCCUACCAUCUGCAACAGUCCGGCCACCCUCGUCUCGCCUCUGCAUCGAAAGACUCCACCGUCAGGAUCUGGGACGUCAUCUCGAAGCGCGCAGACAUCGUCCUUUCCGGGCACAAAGGCUCAGUAACCUGCGUACGAUGGGGUGGAACAGGUAAAAUCUACACCUCCUCCCACGACCGGACAAUCAAGGUAUGGAACUCGCAGACUGGUACCCUGAUCCAGACAUUGUCCGCCCACGCCCACCGCGUAAACCACCUCGCCCUGUCCACAGACUUCAUCCUCCGCACAGCCUACCACGACCACACAGGCAAAGUCCCCGAGUCUGACGCAGACAAGGUCGCCAUGGCAAAGAAGCGCUUCGAGAAAGCAGCCACAAUCAACAACAAGAUCGUUGAGAAACUCGUCUCCGCCUCGGAUGAUUUUACCAUGUACCUUUGGGACCCGGAGAGCUCCAGCAAACCCGUUGCACGCCUCCUCGGCCACCAGAAGGAAGUCAACCACGUCACAUUUUCCCCGGAUAUGGCCUAUAUCGCCUCCGCCGGAUUCGACAACCAUGUCAAGCUCUGGAAUGGGCGAGACGGAAAGUUCAUCACAACCCUCCGUGGGCACGUCGGCGCCGUCUACCAAUGCUGCUUUUCGGCUGAUUCGCGCCUUCUUGUUUCCUCCUCCAAGGACACAACAUUGAAGGUGUGGAAUGUGCGCACAGGAAAACUUAGCGAGGAUCUGCCGGGUCACAAGGAUGAGGUGUUUGCGGUGGAUUGGAGCCCGGAUGGGCAGAAGGUUGGUAGUGGAGGUAAAGAUAAGGCUAUUCGGAUAUGGAGGAACUAG